AUGGCCCUGAAGAUGCCUCAACAUCUUCUCUUGGGCCUGCCCGUGGUGCUGGGUGUUUGCCUGCGCUUGAGCUUUGCUGCCCGUGCCGCUUCCUGGGAGGAUGAGCUGCGGCAGGGCCUGGCAAAGGCGGACAGCAACCGAGAUUCCUGGGGUGACUUCUUCAGCGAGCUUGGCAUUUUUUUGUGGACGCUGGAUGUUCUUUGGUUCCUGGUGGCCGCCACAAUCGCCUUGGUUAUCGGAUUCUGGCAGCCUUCACAGAUCGUGGGCGACGCCUCGCAGGUCGGAUCCGACGGCGUCAAGUGGACGCCGCCGUCUUGGUACACCUUGACCACGAUCUUCGCAUCGCUCCAAAGCCACGCAGCUGGCAUCCUCGGCUUCGUGGGCUUCCAGAAGAUCGUGGUGGCCAGGAUCGUGUCCACGAGCCAGCCCAGGGCCAACUGGUCGGCGCCCAAUUUCCUUCUCCUCACCAGCAUUGCCAUUUCCAUCACGGCGAUUUUUUCUAGCCUCGUGUUUAUGGGUGUGGACUACUUGCGCCGCCUGGCCAUCGACAGCGCACGGAGCCGGGGCUACCGGCUGAUUUUCAUGCACGGCAAGCUGGAGCGCACAGGACUCGGUAUGGCGCUGAUCAUAAUGACCGUCGUGCUGAUAGUACUGUACAUGCUCGUCAUCUACAGCGAGACACAGACACAGAAUUCCAAGAAGCAGGAGGCAUUUCCAGAUUUGGCUGUCAACCACUCGCGUGUCAUGAAAGUGUUGAUGGACAAGGCCUGCAGCUGUGCCACGGUCCUGAUUUACUUCUUCAACCUUCGCAGCUUGUGUGAAUCACCCAAGGUGCACUUCCACCAGAAUGUAGCAAGUGCAGGGGAGGAGCUGGAACGGAUCAACACCAAGGACUACUUGACGAAGUUCUGCAGCCGCCGUGAUGAAAGGUCCAAUGUCCGAAGCUACCUGGCCUACCUGGCCUAUGGCUUGGCCGGUGAGGACAUCGGCCUCUUGGUCAAGAUGGGCACGCGCCGAGCCUUAUUCCCGAAUCAGCGCUUGGCGCCGCUGUUGAACGUCGUUGGUAUCGUCAUGCUGUUCGGCAUGGUUCCAGGCAUCCUUCAGUUUGCGACGGAGCGGCUCUUCGUCGAUCCACAGAUUCUGGAAGUGAGGGCCAUCUCGGCAUACUUGUUGCCUGCUUUCGAUGCCGAAAGCAAGCGCAAACAAUAUGUGUUGCUGUUGGACAAAGAUCCGUCUCUCCACGUGAAGACCCGGGCCGCACAAACCUCGAGUAUCCAGAUCUGUUGCGAGAACACGAAGAACUGCACUGAUUACCCGCUUCAGCACUCACUCAUUCAAUUCGAUGAGACGCCCGCCAUCCUGAAGAUUCCGGCUGCGGCAUCCACGAAGUGCAAUCUGACGGCUCGAGGCCUGAGCAAGAAGUCAUCGACGACGCUGGACUUGAACGUGGAGGUGAAGACCGUCAAGUAUGUGUGCGGCUGCUUAGAACACAACUGUUCCUGCUGUGAUGGGUAUGAAGGCGGCCUCGAUGCUGAAGCAGAGGAAGUAGAGAACAUGUUGGCGAAAGAUUUCUGCACUCCGGUUCCAUGUGACAUUGAUAAUUCGAACCGGGAGCCAGGUCCGUUGUGUAACUGCAGCAACGGCUAUGUCGGAGACAUCGUCUGGGAGGGUGCCAAUGUCAGUGGCAAUUGUACUCCUGCUCCAUGUUACAUUGAAAACUCGACCAGGGAUCUGGGGCUCCAGUGCCAGUGCAGGGACGGUUUCUCCGGUGAGGUUCAAUGGCACCAAUCCCUUGCAUCUGGUGAAUGUUUGCCAGCGGACUGCGGCAUUCCACACUCCGUUGGCAUGGGGCCGGAUUGCAAGUGCAUGGACGGCUACGACGGCAACAUAACCUGGAACGGCUCACAAGCUAGCGGGGCAUGUGCACCGGCUGCAGGCUGUGCAGAAAACGUUGAAAACAGCGCGGGCGAAGGAGCGCAAUGCAAGUGCAGAGAUGGUUUCACAGGCAAUGUUCUUUGGCAGGGUGCAGUGCCUCACGGAAGCUGCAAAGCCGCAGAGUGCCGCAUAGAGAAUUCCAACCAGCAACGCGGUCCCGGCUGCAGAUGCAAGGAUGGCUAUGUGGGUGACAUAAGGUGGCAUGGCGACCGUCCGAGCGGCACUUGUACACCGGCGCCCUGCGCGAUCAAGAACUCCAACCGACAGCGGGGCCAAGAGUGUGCCUGCCUAGAUGGAUUUGCAGGGAAGAUCACUUGGAAAGGCCAAACACCACAGGGACCCUGCCAACCCGCAUCAUGUGCAAACAUUGCAAACGCAACGGGCAACGGAACAGAGUGCAAGUGCAAAGAUGGCUUUGAUGGCGCGGUGACUUGGUCAGGUGCCAAUGCUUCGGGAGACUGCGAGCCGGCACCGUGCAGAAUUGCAAAUUCGAACGAGGAGCCUGGGCCCGCAUGCAAGUGUCUCGAGGGGUUCGAGGGCAGAAUUGGUUGGAAAGGACCAUACCAUCUCGGCAGCUGCCAUCACAUGCGGUGCCUUGGCACACAUUCGAAUCGCAAGCGGGGCCUUGAGUGUGGUUGCAUGGAUGGAUUCGAAAUCAAUGGGUCCAGAGCCGCGUCUGUUGUGCUGGGUGUAAGAGUCUUCGAAAUCAAAUGCGUACCGGCUCCGUGCAGGUUAGAGCAUUCAAACAGGCAGCCAGGCAAGGCAUGCCGCUGUGCAGAUGGGUACUAUGGAGACCUUACGUGGAAGGGUCAGUUUCCCAGUGGGACUUGCACGGCAGCCCACUGCGAUCUUCCAAACUCUAAUCUUAAGCCAGGACUGGAGUGCAAGUGUUUGGAUGCGUUUUCUGGCCAGAUCACGUGGAUGGGCGAACAGCCAGAGGGAAGAUGCUGGCCGGCCCAAUGCAACAUUUCCAACUCCAAUCACAAGCCGGGGAAGGGCUGCAAGUGUCUGGACGGCUUUGUUGGAGAGAUUGUGUGGAAAGAUGACGUACCCAGUGGGAGCUGCAAGCCAGCUCCUUGCAACAUUCCGAACUCCAACCUCGAGCCCGGGCCAGCUUGUCGGUGCAAAGAUGGGUUCCAAGGCAACAUCACGUGGGAUGGUCCGUCAGCCAGUGGAGCCUGCGAGCCGGUGCCUUGUCGUGUUCUCCACUCUGACCUCGCUCCGGGUCCCGCAUGUCAAUGUGCAGGAGGCUUUUUUGGCCGCAUCGUGUGGAGCGGCUCUACAGUGUCUGGAACCUGUGUACCCCGGCCGCUGUGCGGGUUUGGACAGGCUGUACAUGUGACACGACUGACUGCAGACCUGGUAGAUGCCGACGGCAACACCUGCAAAGCAGGCCAAGCCAUGCUUGUCCACGGGGUACACAAAACCACCCGACUGAGAUGGACUUCUGCAGAGGCCUUGCCACCAGCCAAGUGCAAGGUGGAAUGGCCUGAUGUGGGACCGCCGAAGAACCCCGAUCCACAGCACUUCAGUCUAACAAGCUGGUGUGCAAAGACGCCAGGAAAGCCACUAUGCUCCUCGCAGAUCGUGUAUACGCUAACCAGCCGCUACACAUCUAACUAUGCCUGCGAUGGUUGCAGGACAUCAGAGCAUGCCCUGACAGAAUUUAGAGGCCGGCGCUGUGGAUAUGACCUCGUCAAGUGGGAGUCCCUGACCAUUUCGCCUGGAUCGCCUAAUGCAUGCACAUGCAACCUUUCUUUGAGCUGCAGCGAAGUUCCUUCAGAAGAGCUCCCCAAAUCCUGCAUGCACUUCGUGGAGCCUGCGGUUCUGAGCUCGCCUCCUCAUCUUAGCUACAUUUUCUACGAGUCCGGAGACUUCCGCAGGGCGGUCACCCGUACUUUUCCCUUUGACGUGGCUGAUGGAGUCGCUGCCGCCCCAACGGCUGAUUCGUGGCUUUCUGAUGGAGAGAAUAUUCUAGUGACAUCGCUUAAACUUGGUACAAGCCGCUGCCUUGGGCGCCCAGACGGCUCGUUUUGGAUGGAAACUGGUCAAAACACUGGUAAGGUCCUCCGGGCCGAUACGGUGCUUCCAGAGUGGUGGAGAGCCAAGUUCAAGCAGGACGAAGCUCUGCCCGGCAGUUUCAAUACCGACAGGCUGGCAGGCUGCGAGGUUCUUGUCAAGUCGAAUAACUUGUGCUACAGUGCCCGAUUGGGACAGGCUGUCUGGGUCACCUCGGCACAAGGAGACUGUGUUUUUCAGGAUGAUGCCGCUGCGGCAAACAUCGCUUACGAGUACAAGUCAUCGGCCUUUGGGCUCCAAACUUACAGAUCUAACAGGACCUGUUACCCGACGGCGGCCUUCGAAGAGAUUCUGGUUGAGGUGGUUGAUGUCGGCAUGCCCACCAAAGAUUUCAACUACACGGUAGCUAGCUCCCCCUGCCGAACAAUGAUACGCUACAUGGUGGAUGCUAGGUCAAAGCUGUCCGAAUGCCGCAGCUUUUUCACGAAUAGUGCUAGGCAAUGGUGA
This is a messenger RNA of Symbiodinium sp. CCMP2456, 4461 nucleotides long. NCBI's taxonomy places the organism in Eukaryota, Dinophyceae, Suessiales, Symbiodiniaceae. The record is from the annotation of a GenBank genome assembly.